This is a messenger RNA of Stegostoma tigrinum, 2518 nucleotides long. RefSeq names its product CCAAT/enhancer-binding protein beta-like. NCBI's taxonomy places the organism in Eukaryota, Metazoa, Chordata, Chondrichthyes, Orectolobiformes, Stegostomatidae. Gene Ontology annotation, molecular function: RNA polymerase II cis-regulatory region sequence-specific DNA binding; DNA-binding transcription factor activity, RNA polymerase II-specific. Bases 345 to 1268 code for a protein of 307 amino acids. Gene Ontology annotation, biological process: regulation of transcription by RNA polymerase II; DNA-templated transcription. The transcript has a single exon. The record is from RefSeq and is a predicted model, not a curated record.
UGAGAGAAAAAAAAGGUUGGAGGUGAUGGCAGGCUGCCAGCUGACGUCAAUGGUAGGAGCGAUGUGGUUAUAAAUAUAAGAACUGGCGAGAGCUUCCAGCAGCUUCAAACUUCAGCACAGUCAAGACAAACAGGCUCUGAACUCAGCUAAAAGCACACAGAGAGAGCGCGCAGCUUUUCAGGACAGUGCCUCUGCGAUAAGAGUUACGUGGUCGAUCGACAGGACCUGGUGCUGAACGAGAGCACUCGCACCUUGCCCCCCCCCCCCCAACCCACCCACUCCCCGGUUUUAUUUUCGUGAAGGGUUAGUAACCCCUUCUUCCACUUGUUGCAACCACGGCUUUCAUGCAAAGUCUGACCAGCUGGGACUCGCGUUGCGACUCGCCAUGUUUCCAGACGGCUCCGACCUACAUUAAUUUGAUGGAAGUGGCCAACUUCUACGAGUCGGACUGUUCCCCGAACAAGUUGCACCGCGACCGUUCAAUGACAGACCUGGGCAUCGGUGACAACGAGAGUGCCAUCGACUUCAGCCCAUACAUCGACCCGGCCACCGCCUCGGCAGCAGGGGGCAACUUUGAGCUCGGCAGCGACCUGCUGACGGAUAUUAUGCUGUCAGACGAGUACAAGAAGAAAUCCCUGCCCGACUACAACGCCUACUUGUCGAUGAUGCGCAGCUCGUCGGCCGGCGCCAGGCACCAGGGCAACAUCCUGAGCUGCACCCCGCAGUUCCUGGAGACUCGGCUGGAGCCGGUGUUUGAGCAGAGCCCGGACGGCAAAGGGGUGAAGCAGGAGAGCCGGGAGGAAGAGGCCGCUGCUGGCGGGGGGAUGUCAGUGCAGCCUGCAGCAGCGGCGGCCGCCGCCUCCUCUUCCUCGUACGUGAGGCCGCUGCUGCAGUACCAGUGCGUGGCCAGCGGCAGCAACAGCAACCUGUCCACCUCGUCCCUGUCCUCAUCCACCACCCCUCCGGCCACCCCGAACUCGGCCGACUCCAGCCGAGCGGCCGCCAAGAACAAGAGCAAAAAGCUGGUGGACAAACACAGCGACGAGUACCGCCUGAGGAGGGAGAGGAACAACAUCGCGGUGCGGAAGAGCAGGGACAAGGCCAAGCUCAGGAAUGUAGAGACUCAACACAAAGUGCUGGAACUGACCGCCGAGAACGAGCGGCUCCAGAAGCGAGUGGAACAGCUCAGCCGGGAGCUGGCAACUCUGAGAAACUUGUUUAAACAGCUCCCGGAGCAUACCCUGCUCAGUGCGUCCAGCAACUGCUGACAUUGACUGCACAGCUCCCAAUAUUUAUAGAUUCUUAUUUUCUUUCUCUCGCCUUUAUAAUAUAUAUAAAAGCAACGGAUAUUGUGACUCUUUUGCAUAAAGGAGUUGAUCAAAAGGACUCUUUGUAUAUAGAGGAUUCUCUGUGUUUACAGCACAUUGCAGUAAGCGAGGUUGUAUAUCGUUUAGAUGACCUUAACCCAUGCAUUUUACAACGGCAGGGAGAGGGAUGAAUGAUGUUUCUUGAAACCAGCACUGCGGGGUUUUAUACAGCAAUGUAUAUAAAAUGAUGCCGUGCUUUAACUGUGACUUUUCUCAGUCGAAACACAUGACGCAACAGCGUGUAACUUGCCAAGUGUGAGAUUCAUUUGUAAUUGUCAGAUGACAGCAGUUUUUUUAUUACAAAAUAUUUCGGGGUUUUUCUCCCAGUUUCUCCCCCUCCCAAAAAUAUAUAUUUCUUUACUUCUCUUGUGUAUAGGCUGGGGGUUCGUGCUCCUACUGAGACGCGUUACAACAUUAAUGUACAUUUCUGAAUUUUUUUAAAAGAAGUAUUAUUUUUUGACGCAAAAAACUGCCGUUUUGUAAUUUCUCCGGUGCAGUCGCCUCCGUCCCAAAAGAAUGGUGGAGGCUGUUGCUCUGAACUAGACGUUAUCUUUUCAUGUGUCGUAUUGUCUCCUUUUCCCCUUUGCUUUUAUUUUGUGAAAAUGAACUGUAUAUUUGGGUGGUUCAGUGACGGAAAGGCGAUGUUUUCAGCAGUUUGCUGAAAUGUUUUCAUUUGAAUUGCGUCACUCCAGCGGUGACACAGCAUGGAAGUGUACUGAAGAACAUUUUAUUCUGUUCCAUGCAACACUUAAAUUGGGUACAAUGUUGGGUGAAAAUUGUACAGUUAUUUGCAUUUUAGGAAUAUGUGGUGAUUGUUGACUAAAGCUGUAGUAUCCCUUUUCAAGCAAGUCAACUUCUAAACCGGUUAAAGUAGGUCAUCUCAGGUGGAUUGUACAAGACGUUGUGCAUGAAUUGUGUCGAUUAUUGCGAUUCAGUGUUACGUCAGUUAUUAAAGAGACUAUUCAUUUGAGGGACCGCCUGCCCUUUUUAAAGAUUUCAUUCUAAAAUUACCACGUAAGGGGAUGCUACAAUUUUAUAUCAACUUUGAUUGUGGGUCAAAGGAAUAGAAAUUAUUUUUUAUCAAAUGAGCAAUAUUGUAUUUAUUUUUCUCUUUUAAAAUUGAAUUAAAAUCAGUUUUAGUGAAACGCAAA